AUAUAUAAUGGCAUGUGUGCGCGUCGUUCUGGGGGUGUGGCCCCCGCGCGUGGUGUGAACUCGCUCUCUGUCUGGCUGUGUGGAGGGGAACGAGCGUUGCACAGAACACACGGCGAUCCGGCACAACGAGAGAGACAGUGAAAAGCGGAGCGAUGGCGUCAUCUCAAGGGAAAAACGAACUCCGAUACGCGGACUGGAUGGCAAGUUUACCGGAGAGCAUGCACAGCAUCCCGCUCACCAAUCUUGCGAUACCUGGCUCCCACGACUCCUUCAGCUUCUACAUCGACGAGGCGUCGCCGGUGGGGCCCGAGCAGCCGGAGACGGUGCAGAGCUUCGUCUCCGUCUUCGGCGCCGUGGCCAAGAAGCUGAUGCGCAAGUGGCUGGCCACGCAGACCAUGAACUUCGGCACGCAGCUGGAGGCCGGCGUGCGCUUCUUCGACCUGCGCAUCUCCACCAAGCCCCGCGACCCCGACAACGAGCUCUACUUCGCCCACGGCCUCUUCAGCGCCAAGGUGCGCGAGGGCCUGGAGCAGAUCAGCGCCUUCCUGGCGGGCCACGCCCGCGAGGCCGUCUUCCUGGACUUCAACCACUUCUACGGCGUGCAGAACCUGCACCACGAGAAGCUGGUGCGCAUGCUGCGCGAGGUGUUCGGCGACCGCCUCUGCCCCGCCCUCUUCGCCCAGGAGGUGACGCUCAAGUACCUGUGGGAGAAGGAGUACCAGGUGCUGGUCUUCUACCACAACCCCGUGGCGCUGGAGGUGCCCUUCCUGUGGCCCGGCCAGAUGAUGCCGGCGCCCUGGGCCAACACCACCGACCCGGAGAAGCUGGUCCAGUUCCUCCAGGCCUCCGUGGCCGACAGGCGGCGCAAGGGCACCUUCUUCGUCUCCCAGGUGGUGCUCACGCCCAAGGCCAGCACCGUCAUGAAGGGCGUGGCCAGCGGGCUGAGGGAGACCAUCACCGAGAGGGCACUCCCCCUGAUGAUGCACUGGAUUCGGUCCCAGCGUCCCGGGGAGAGCGGCGUGAACAUCAUCACGGCCGACUUCGUGGAGCUGGGCGACUUCAUCAGCGCCGUCAUCGCGCUCAACUACCUCUUCGACGACGAAGAGGAGAACGCCACCUGAUCGGGUGCCGGACUGGACGGGCGGGGAGGAAGAGGGGGUGGGGGGCACGACGGGGCGAGGAGGAAAGGGGGGGGGGGGGGGCGUAGGAGGGGGUUAACAAUUUGGGUAUCGCCCUUCCCUGUCGCUGUUCCAAAGAUGGUGUUUUUCUUUCCCGAACAGCCGCCAUGUUCUUCUCGAUCUUUUAGGGCUAAAGUACAGUCAGUACAGUCGGGAGAAAAUAGGAAGAGUCAAGUGAGGGGGGGGGGGGGGGGCGACUAACACUUCCUUUUCUUUCUUUUUCCUGGGCUGAAUUUUAAAAUGGAAUUUGUCUUCAAUCGUUGUUUUUGUUGGGCUUUCUGGUGGGGGUCGGUUGGGGCGGGGGGGUGGGGGGUGAUUGAUGUGACUGUGCUUCGCUUCUUGUCAGCCGCGUCGGUAGAACCGUUUUUCUCCUCGAGCGCUUUUUCCCGUCCUGUCGGGCUUUUAGGGAUUAAUCACAACCCUCCGCCCGGUGUGACCUCCAGGGUCCAGUGUGUUUCAGUGGAAAUCAGUCAGUGUGUGUGUGUGUGUGUGUGUGUGUGAUAAACGUACUGUAACGGUCACCCUCGCAGUACGGCAUCUAACUGUAAACCUCACCGUGUUCGUUCCGUAUAUUAAAGAAAAACAACAACAACAAAAAACAACAAAAACAAAAAAACGGUGUGAAGUACGUCUAACUGUAGAAACGCGAGUGUACCUGUGUGUUAUUUUUAUAUGUGUGGUGCAGUUGGGAGUGGAAUGAGAGUGAGUGUCACGCAGAUUUUUAUAGAAGAUCUCCAACGAGAAGCCUUUUUCCCGUCUGUCCGACCGUGGCAGCCUGACGCUUUGAAAGUGAAAACGCCAUUAGACGAGACCUCCGCGCAGCUCCAGAGUUGAGACAGAGACAAAGACAGUCCCCUUGUGUGUCUUCAAAUUUCAGUCCUCCAGUCAGCAUCUGGUAGAUAUUCAGCGUGACCUUGACGAAUGCAGACAGAUCCUCUCCUGUGAGGAACUUCAGUUAGCCAGUCUCCAUCUCCUUAUGCAAGAAAAUGUGAUUUGCGGUCGUCUAUCUUGAAUUAUCUCUGAGAAAUGUAAAUAAGAAGAUUAAUCGCACUAUGCUACAUGUUGCAAUUAUAAAUAUCAGAUUUCAUGGUAAUAAGUGUGAUAACCUGAACGGUGUCUGAAUUUGUCUUUCUUUUUUUACGCUCUUUUUCUUCAAUCACGGUGUAAAAAAAAAAAAAAAAACAAAACAGAUAUUUUUAGAUUUUAGGAGCCAAGUGUGAAUAUUUUCCCGAAAGGCAUGCAAUGAUGUGCUUACAGUUAAUUCAAAUAAAAACAUAGAUAACAAAUACUAAUCUCACGUAAUCUUACUUGGAGAUGAACUUAUUAUACAGUACCUGGGAUAUCUUGUUGUGAAACAGUGUUUGCCCUGUGCUUCUGGAAACUUCUCUGCAUAAAUAUAUCAGGGAGGCAAGGAAGGACACCAUCACAUCCCAUACGCAUUUCCUGUAAUUAGCGUAAAAUGCUAACAAACGUUUCUUGUAAGCAGCACUGUCAGUGUUCCUGGAACACACGCUGUUUUAGCAUCUUUUUGUCUCUCUCAUGUCCUCAAACGGACAUCUUUUUUUUUUGCAGCUUCCUCUUCUUUAACUGUUAAUCUUCAUCAAACACACCCUUCUGUCUGCUGUUCUAUUUUUGUGGGAGUGUAAACUCAGUUUUUAUUUGUCUAUAACAAGGAUUGGCUGGAGGAACAGACGGGGGGUGAGGGGGUGGGGUGGGGGGAAACACAUUUGCCUCAUGUUAGUGAUUUUUAAAAAUUCUUUAAAACAAAAACCCUUCAUAGCACUGUGUGUUCAUGCUGAUAAAAAAUCAUAUUCCUGUGUUUUCGCUGCAGCCUUGUCAUGCCAAUCAGCAUAGCCAGAGUACAUCCGACUCUGACAGACCAUAAUUCAUCUCAGAUGGGCGCGUAUAAACUCUGUUAAUGGGUAACGUUAAUGCGGAGCGCGGGAAAAGCACGGACAAUGAGCAUCCAUCGGAGAAUUGAUUUGAUGAAAAGGACAGCGUCGAUAAAGCCCUGCCUUCGCAAACAAGCCAUGUCAGGGAGUGUUAAUUAAAUGUUGUUCAUUUCAUUAAUGGUGGAAUAAUCCAUUGAACGAGGUUGCUUUUGCUCCUGCAAAGUAAAAAAAAAAGACUAAUUGUUUCAAUGUUUUUGAAACAAUGUUUUUGCAAUGCUUCUGGACCAUUAUUUACAAUAAAUCUCACCUAACUGGAAGCCGUCAGAACUCAAAAAUUUACUCCAAUGUUCAUAGCACUUAUAUAGAUUUGCAAAUCUCCUUAACCAGAUAAAAUUUCCUAAUUAAUUUCCUAAUUAUCAUAGUUUGUGAUGUCCUCCAGCUAAAAACCUAGAAUCUAGUAUUUCUGCUCUAGCACCACACAUUCAAAAAUUCAGCUCCAGGAUUUAAUUGUACAUUAAUAUGGAAAUAUCAAACAUUUAUUAUCAUCCUCAUAUCUGACUGUGGGUUGCUAUCUAAGCAUCUGUCUUUGCAGCACACGCGUCUGAUAUCUCAUGCCGAACGUCAAUAACGUGUUCAAGGGAAAUCAAUAGCUGGGACCUUGCUGUCAAGUGUUGACAGCUGAAAAGAUGAACGCGUUUCAGAAGCUCAGAGCCUUUGUAACUGCUUUGCCUUGAAUGCGCUGAUGGUAUAAAGUGAGAUUUCUUCUGCUUUAGUACAGGGCACCCCCCUUUUUUCAAAGGCACCCCCCCUGGUUGGUGUUUGAAAGGUAAACCUAGAAAACCUUGGCUGGGUUUGUUCGUCGUGUGUUUAGAAGGCGGUGUUGUGCUUGAGUCACAUUCCAUGCCCAUCCCUCUCUCUCACUCUCUCUCUCUCCCCCCCCCCUUUCUGUCCCCCCCCCCCCACCCCCCACCCCCUUCGCUCUCCCCUUUAACGCUGCUGAUCUCAGACCAGCGUGUAAGCGGUAUGAAAUUGCGUGAAAUAUAGCGCUCACUGAUCUCAGAUCAGGGGUGUUCCGCUCCCUGGCAGCCUAAUUUCCAUGGCAACGUGGAUAUCUGAACCGCACUUGGCACUUCAGUGCCCUCUAAUUUUUAUGCGUUACCUUUCUGGAGAUCUUUUUUUUUUUCCGCAGGGCCUAUAAUGGUUUCCGAGCUUCUUUCGUGAGGACCCAAGGGAAGGCAUCGAUCGUUUCUCGGAAACUCUCCCUUUCGUACGCGCGUCUGCGAAGAAAAAAGGUAUUAAAUCAGACUUUGCUCUUCCUAACAGAAGUCACGCAUGAGCCAAUGGGAUUGUGUCUCUGUGUGACCGCUCUUCUUUUCAAAUGUUUUACAUGGAGAAGAUCGUUCGCCAAAAAUCAGCAAAAUCUUGUAUUGAUUAAAUGGCAAAUGAGCGAUUCGGUCCUGAGUCAGGUCUGAAUAGCCCUUUUUUUUUGUCUCCAUCGCCUAGGUCUGUGAUGAAAGCUUAGGUUUAGUUUUCAUUGGCCGAAUAAUGCAGUUUUAAUGAAUUCAUUUUGUCCCCAAGGUGAAAUAAGCUCAAAAUUUAAUUUAGCUUAUUAAAGAAAUGACACCUCAUUUUCAAAGAUUUCAGGAGGUCACAUAUUUUGGGAAUGGGUUCUGAACCUCUGGUCAUGCUUCUCACAUAUAAUUGGAAUGCACGAGUCCAACCUUCGCAAGAUUUCGGAUUCCUCCACAACUUUUUAGUUGGAAUGUUGACCUUAAGUCAUAUAUGUGAUAAGUACUAUGGUAAGCAGUGUAUAAAACAAACUGAAACAAUAUAAUGUCAUCCUCCAUAAUGCUUUGCAUUUGCCUAUGAACGAUUAGUAAACUUGAUACGUACAUGUUCCAUACUUGCUACACACUAGAUGCAUGCUACAUACAUAAACAUGUUACAUACAUGCUUUGUGAUGGAUUGAGGACUACAUUCCUCCAGUAAUAUUACAGUGCAGUACAUGACAGUUGCCGUAUCGCUAUCUGGAAGAGAAUUAGUUAUGUGGGAAAGUAAUGUUAUAAUGACCAGUGUGCACCAAAAAAAGGUUUCAGCUCUACGGUCAAUACAGAUUGAACAACGGUUGUUUGAAACCGCUUGGUGUUUUCGAUUUUCUUUUUUCGUGAGUGCAUUUUUUGUAAGUGUAAAUACAACCGUUGUCUAAAGGUGAAACAGUGAAAGAAACUUUACGGUUAUUUACGUCUAUUUUCUCGUUUGUGUUUCAGAACAGAUUAGCAUUAUGCUCUCUAAAUGUAACUGUGUCAGGAAUGUUCUAAUUUGGGCGAAAUUCAAGUUAAGUCAAUCAAUUAAAUUCUCUUUAUGCCUUGCUGUCCUUCGGCAUUUCAUUCAAAAAAUCAUGAAAAUAACGCUUAAAGAAGAGAAGAGAGGAGAGAUAAUUGGGUCUGGUUAAAUUAAAGUGGUUUAUUUAGUCACUUGGCUAUUAUUACAUGAAUUUUCACUUGUUCUGCAACAAAACCAGUCACCAGAGACUUAAUUUAUCAACAUUGUUGUCCUGAGAAAUAUUUUCUAGUCAUACAAGAAGUGUAUUGAUUCUUUCCUGUAAAUGGGAACAAAAAAACGAAUGUAAAUGUUUAUGAAUUUCAUAUUUGUUUUAUGGGGAUUUUGCUAAAUAGAAAUGGACAUGAAGAAUGCUGAACUGCUUACGGUACGCUAGUCAAACUCAUCAGUUCAAAGUUUUUUUUAAUGACAAAAAUACAUUUUCAGUCUCUCUUUGUAUUUUAUACUUUUCACAUCUUCAGCUGAACCUUUGCCCCUGAAAGCUGUAUCUGAAACAAAUUACAUUUCUGCCACCGAACACCCAUCAGUCUCUCAGUCUCUCUCUCUCCCUUUCCCUCUCUCUCUUUAUGUUUCUCUCUCUCUCUUUCCCUCUUUCUCUUUCUCUCCCUCUCUGUCUCUGUAUGUGUGUGUGUCUGUGUGUGUUCAUGUAUGCACAUGUGUGUAUGAUAUCCACUGCUGUAAAAUUGUUGUAAAAAUUGUAUCUUGUGUGUAAAAAAAACAAAAAAAACUGAAACUUUAUUUGUUGUAAGUGGAAAAAGACAAAUCAAAUAAAGAUUCUAUGCUUGUAUUUGAAAA
This is a messenger RNA of Anguilla anguilla (European eel), 6205 nucleotides long. It is a transcript of the gene plcxd3, whose product is annotated as phosphatidylinositol-specific phospholipase C, X domain containing 3. Gene Ontology annotation, biological process: lipid metabolic process. The record is from RefSeq and is a predicted model, not a curated record. Gene Ontology annotation, molecular function: phosphoric diester hydrolase activity. Bases 153 to 1121 code for a protein of 322 amino acids. NCBI's taxonomy places the organism in Eukaryota, Metazoa, Chordata, Actinopteri, Anguilliformes, Anguillidae. The transcript has 3 exons. Gene Ontology annotation, cellular component: synapse.